AUGAGACAGAACGGGUACACUACACAAAGAGGAACAGCAGGGAACCAUAAAAAGAAGACGAAAUAUCAUAAAUCUAGCAAGAGUAGCUAUAUGACGACCCGAGAAUACAAAAUUCCUGAUUCCUCGUACCAAAACAUCAUCACUAAUUCUCCAAAUUCUACCAAUAGAGUAGGACCUACAGGAUAUAAAUAAAUCGAAAAGGAACCCUGUACACAAAGCUUCAAGAAUAGUCCCGAGCUCGAGCGAAAUCUCUCUAUGAUCAACAACAUCUCAUAAAUACGGUGCUAAUUUCAAUCUGAGCUCACGGUUUGGGAAGAAGCCUCGUCCUCACAAUAACUUGCUUGGAGCAGGCAUGAACUCUAAGUGCAUACAAUCCCAGAAGGAGUUAUCACAGAGACAGAAUUUAAACAAGAAUUCAAAAUUAUCGACCACUUAUCGCUAUAAUGUUGAUGACAAAGCCCUCUUAGACCUGAAACACAAGUGCUCUUCUCAGAAAAUAUUAGACAAAAAGCCAAGGCCAAAUACAGGUAGGGAGUCCAAGGAAAUAUCCCCUCUGCGAGAGAUCAAUAUGUCAACCACUGCUCCCAAGAAUGCUGAUUACCUGCAACAUAAGUUAGGAUAUACCAAGCCUUACAAGAAGAUCCAGUCGAGCAAGAAUACCAUUGAACACAAACAUAAAAUCCAUAAGAAUAGCUCAAGAAAUAGCAAGAAUAACAGUGAAAAAUAGGACUGUUAGCAAGAGGAAAGCAUCUGUCUCUAACCCACGCAAGAAAUUGAUUGUGAAGCAGUCAAGUUAUCGAAAAUUAGGAAAUGAAAAGCCUAGCGGAAGAAUGGUACAUACUGCUAGGAUAAACCUCACACAGAAUUCUAAGAAUACAUCCAGUUUUAUUGAGUCUGCUAGAGCUCCUAUUACCAAUCUGAAGAAAUACUCUUGUAUUGCUGCUAAAGAAGUAACAACAGGCUGCCAGUCGAGCAGGAACAAGAUUAAUAUGAGUAAAAGUGAUAAAUGAAAGAGGUCUUCUAAAGACACAAAGCAUAAUCACAAAAGAGAUUCUUCUAAAAGAAAGAGGAGCAAGAGAAGAGAAAUCCUAGAAUACCUCGAAGACUGAUUCCAAAAUGAUGACCAUGAGAUCUCUAGUGAGAAGACUUAUAAUGAACGACUAGCAAUCCUUCAAGAGUUUCUUGGAUACCUAGAGGAGAAGGACAUUAUUAACAAAUAAAGUACUCAAUAAUGCUGGUGAAGUUGAGAAAUUGAUCAAAGGUUUGAUGAAAAUAGACCUAUCCAAGAUAUGUGCGAAUCAAAACAAAGACCAAGCACAAAGUAAAAAUUACCAUAAAGAAAAUAAUUACUCACAGGAGAGAGAACCAGAGAAGAGAAUCAAUAACUAUUUCAGAGAAAGAGAAAAGCAUUCGGUGAUUUCACCAUCCCAUAAUAAAGAAAAUAUGAACAGUGAUAAUUCUCUUGUCAAGGCAAAGAAGUCUUCUAAAGCUGGAAACCACACUCGGAGGUUAAGCCAGCACUCUCAGGUUGAAGAGCAGCCAAGCAAGAACUCUUAUUAUUUCUCAAGCCAUAAUAGGAACUAUUCUACUGGAAGUAUUCUGCAGCUCAAAGAAAUUGAUGGUAAUCAAAUAAUCAACCAAAAAGUUGGGCAUGAAGGAGGGAAUAAUACCCAUCGAGCUAAGGAUUAUCGUCCUUCAAGUGUGAUUUAUCAGAGCGAGUAUUCGCUUCAUAAUACACAAAAGAAUGAGAUUCCAAAGCCGGUUAUAUCUGUCUCUAACAAGAUGAACAACACAAAUAUGAUGCCAACACCUGUGUUUAGCAUAAAGGAAGAGCAAAAGUACGAACCAGCUAUCUACUGUUCUUCAGAUUCCUCAUCUACAGUCACAAUGGUUUACAACAGAGGCACAGCUUCAUCCUCAGGUUCAGCAGAUAGAAACUCUAGGAGACUUUCUGAGAAUAAUACUAAGAGUAAAGAUAGCCUCAGAAACCAAAAAUUCAACAGUAUCAAAGAGGUUGAUGAAAGUUCAUCAGAUUAUGAGGCUGGGGAAAAGACCAUUCAAGCCACAUUUAAUAAAUAUAACCUCAACGAUAAUCAGAGCGUUAGAAGAGUUCAGGCUAGGGAUAACUUACUCCAAGAUGAACAACCCCAAGAUGAUCUCUACAACGAAGAGGAUAUGAAAACUAAGAAGAACUACGAUGAAUUCUACCCUGAAUAUGAGAAUAUUCAAAAUCUUCAUGACUCUUUGGAGAACUAUGAAGCCCAGUCUUCAGUAGAACAGAGAGGGAAUCUUUCUAGACGUCCUAGAGUUUCUUCUACAGAUCAAGAGCAGCCUACUAUAAUCAGGAAUAAGUCACAACCUGAGAUAAUUCCUGAAUAUGACAUUACAAGGAGAGUACCUUAUGAUAAGAUUCAUUCUAGCAAAAACAAGAAGAUUUCUGAUUUCAAUUAUGGAAAAUAUUCUGACAAGUACUCUCUCACAAAGAAUUGCAAGUAUUUUGGCCAAAUCCAAAGGAACAAGCCUCUAGCACAAGAAGUUAAUGCCAAAGCAGAGCAGCAGGAUUCUUUGGAGGAGAAGUUUGCUGAUAUCAAGAAACGCAAUCACAGAAGAGUGGCAUCAGCUAACUACAACUGUGCUAAGAUUUUGGCUAAAAAGAUCACAACCAAGGACUCUCAGAAGCAAUCUCCUUAUAAAGAGGAGAGUAAGAAUGAAAGCAAGAGUAAUGAGAAAUACAUGUACAGAAAUUAUAUCUCAAACCGAAAUCCAGUGAAUUUGAAAUCAUUUAAAAAGCAGCAGAAAAGACAAAGCAAGAAGAGAACUUCUUGUCAUAACACCAAGGAGACUCAAUCAACCGUUUCUAAGUUGAGCCUGACCUUGAGUGAUUCUAUCAUGGAAGAUAGAGAGAAGUUGGUUAAGUUUAUCAAACUCUACAGUAAGAAGCAUAAAAAGAUCCCUCCAACAUCUCUAGACUUCUACAAAAUAGUCAAACUUAUUGGAAAAGGAGCUUUUGGGAAGGUUACUCUGGGCAUCCAUAAGCUCACUGGGAAACAAGUUGCCAUAAAGACAAUUGAGAAGGAAUACAUGAAGGAUGAGUUCUCUCGAAGGAAAGUUUUCCAAGAGGUUUACAUCCUCAAGAAGACCCGACAUUCUAACGUCAUCAGGCUUUUUGAAGUCUUUGAAUCGACAAACCACUUCUUGAUAGUCAUGGAAUAUGCUGGUAGAGGAGAUCUACUUCAGCAUGUCAAGAAUAAGGGAAGGUUAAGAGAAAAGGAGGCAAGGCAUUUCUUCAAAAAUAUCUUAUACGGAUUAGGCCAUUGCCAUUGUAGAUCCGUUCUCCAUAGAGAUGUUAAGCUAGAUAACAUUCUGAUUGAUGAGAAGAAAGGAGUGAAGAUCUGUGAUUUUGGAGUAUCGAAAAUUAUCAAAAAGAAUCAGAAAAUUAAUGAGCAAUGAGGUACCCCAGCUUAUAUCGCACCAGAAAUAAUCGCUGAUAAGGGGUAUUAUGGUUUUUAUGUUGAUAUCUGGAGCCUCGGAAUACUUCUCUACGCUAUGGUUUGAGGUGCAGUUCCAUUCAAAGCUGGAAAUAUGCAAGAGCUCUAUGAGAAUAUUAUCAAUGAAGGAUUCUCCUUCCCUGUCUGAUUAUCUAAACCAGUAAAAGAUCUCAUCCGUAAGAUGUUAAAUAAGGUCCCUGAAAAACGAAUUUUAAUCCCAGACAUCUUAACUCACGAAUGGGUGACUUCUAGCGAAGAUUUUGAAAUUGAUUAUGACGAAGAAACAGAAAAUACUGAAAGCGAUCUUGAAAGCUCUGCCUUGCUUUCCAAUUGUAGUGACAAGAGAAGAGUUGAAGACACUGACGGAAGGCUAGAUAACUUAGAAACAGAAGGCACUGGUCCAACACACGAAAAUAUAAACUAUGUCAAUGUUGACAACUUAUUCUACAGCAAAAACUAUGAAAAUAAACUUGGCUAUGACGAUUACAAGUCAUUAACUGAGGACUUUGCCACAAUGAAUAUUGAAGAGAAUGCUCUUGAAGUUAUUGAAGGAUUUGGCUAUCCCAGAAGCCUAGUGAAGAAAUCUAUCAAUAAGGGCGAAAUGAAUCAUGCAACAACAUGUUACGAUCUUCUUGUCAAGUACUAA
Molecule: messenger RNA, 4134 nt
Organism: Moneuplotes crassus
Lineage: Eukaryota; Ciliophora; Spirotrichea; Euplotida; Euplotidae
Source: the annotation of a GenBank genome assembly